This is a messenger RNA of Toxotes jaculatrix (banded archerfish), 1770 nucleotides long. It is a transcript of the gene sdr42e1, whose product is annotated as short chain dehydrogenase/reductase family 42E, member 1. NCBI's taxonomy places the organism in Eukaryota, Metazoa, Chordata, Actinopteri, Toxotidae. Gene Ontology annotation, biological process: steroid biosynthetic process. Bases 134 to 1294 code for a protein of 386 amino acids. Gene Ontology annotation, molecular function: 3-beta-hydroxy-Delta5-steroid dehydrogenase (NAD+) activity. The record is from RefSeq and is a predicted model, not a curated record. The transcript is spliced from 3 exons.
CGUACAGCACCGACUAAGGAAGUGCACACCGGCGCUCUCUUGUCAUUGCUGCAGUAGAGUUUUGGAUGAGUGAUAUUCAACAGAUAGUUUACUCAUUUUCUACCUGGCUUAUGUUGAGAUUCGCCCUUCUGCCAUGGAAAAUGCACGUACGGGCACGUUUUUGAUAACUGGGGGAUGUGGCUAUUUUGGGUUUCGCCUGGCUUGCUCCCUGCAUAAGAAAGGAGCCAAAGUCAUUCUGUUUGACACAGUCCCUCCAAUCCAAGACACGCCAGAGGACAUUGUGUUUGUGCAAGGUGAUAUACGUGACUACGCACAAGUUGAGAGGGCCAUAAGUGACGUGGAUUGCGUAUUCCACAUCGCCUCCUAUGGCAUGUCUGGCAGGGAGCAGCUGAACCGUCAUCUGAUUGAGGCGGUGAAUGUUGAAGGCACACACAACAUCCUGAAGGCUUGUGUUGAGCAUGGAGUGCCCAGGCUGGUUUACACCAGCACUUUCAACGUGGUAUUCGGAGGCCAAGUGAUAGAGAAUGGCGAUGAAAGCCUGCCUUAUCUACCUCUCCAUCUUCACCCUGAUCACUACUCCAGAACAAAGUCCCUGGCUGAGAUGGCUGUGCUAAAAGCUAACGGCACAGCUCUGAAGGAAAGCUCCGGGGUGCUGAGAACCUGUGCACUGCGUCCAGCAGGAAUCUACGGGCCUGGAGAGCAGAGGCACCUACCCAGGAUAGUUGGAUACAUUGAGAAGGGGAUCUUCAGGUUUGUUUAUGGUAAACCCAGCAGCCUGGUGGAGUUUGUCCAUGUGGACAACCUGGUGUUAUCACACGAGCUGGCUGCAGAGGCGCUGACAUUAGAGAAGCAGCACCGCUCUGCUGGUCAGGCCUACUUUAUCUCCGACGGCAGGCCUGUCAAUAAUUUUGAAUUCUUCAGACCUCUGGUAGAAGGCUUGGGCUAUCCUUUCCCCAAACUACGUCUACCGAUCUCUCUUAUUUACUUUUUUGCCUUUCUCACAGAAAUGAUUCACCACCUCAUUGGCCCCUUCUAUAACUUCCAGCCACUGCUGACACGUACAGAGGUGUAUAAAACUGGCGUGACACAUUACUUCAGUAUGGCAAAAGCAAAAGCGGAGCUUGGAUAUGAACCGCAGGAGCGCAACCUAGAUGAGGUUGUGCAAUGGUUCAGAUGCAGAGGCCAUGGGAAAAAAUCUGGAAGCCCCUACCUCGGUCAAUUACUGCUACAAGUCCUGUUUUUUGCUGGGUUUGUUGCUGUGGCCUUGUCUUUUCUUCCCGUCGUUGGGAGUUGAUGAGAAGCCAAAGCAAAAACAUCAUUCUGACAUUUUUCAAAAAUAAACUGUAUCAAAACUGGUCCAUAAAUAGGUUGUUUACAUGUAUUAAUAUGUAAAGAUCCAUGUCCACAUUUUAUUUCAAAGUGGUCAUUACUUAAAGGUGCUUCAGACACGAGAAGAUGUCUAAGUCAGUGAAAGCAAAAAGUUCCUCAGAAUUAACAUGUUUAACCGAGGACCUCCUCUUAUGAUACUGUGAUUUACAUUGUGUGUGAAAAUAAUUGUAUAACCUUUGUACCUUAAUUUCUUACUUCAACAUUCAAUAGAUGUCAAUUUUAGAAACUGUAUGUCAAAUGCUACCUCUUUUUUAACAGUUUGUUUGUGAAAGAAAGGGCAAAGAUUGAUAAUUACUUACUACAUGCCAAUGUUUUAAUAUGUUUUGAGGGAGUGUAUUACAAGAAAAAAAAUAAAAUGCUCUAAAAACUGUAAUGAAUAAA